Lycium ferocissimum is the source of this 1253-nucleotide messenger RNA. RefSeq lists its product as uncharacterized. The transcript is spliced from 6 exons. The coding region runs from base 1 to 1161 and encodes 386 amino acids. Lineage: Eukaryota; Viridiplantae; Streptophyta; Magnoliopsida; Solanales; Solanaceae. Gene Ontology annotation, molecular function: oxidoreductase activity, acting on single donors with incorporation of molecular oxygen, incorporation of two atoms of oxygen. The record is from RefSeq and is a predicted model, not a curated record.
AUGCGGCUCGAAAAAAACUUGCGCAAGGCCACAUGGGAACGGCUAGAUGACAUUGUUCGGCAAUGGAUAUAUGGUACGAUAUCGAAUGAUCUUCUCAACACGAUCAUUCAUCAGCAGGACACCGCAGUAUGCCGAGGCUUGGGACCGCCUUGUUCAUCUUUUCAGACAAAAUCGGCUAAGGCUCUCGCUUCUGAUGCAAAGUUCACCAACACCAAAUUGGUGGAUUUUCCGAAUGUGAAAGCAUACCGCACCAGGCUGAAAGUUCUUGCAGACAACCGCCAACGUCGGUCACAAAGCCCCGACCAACGACUUGUGCUUCGCCUCGCGAGGUAUGCGCCCACAGCUAUUGAUCAAGCUAUGCACACAAUGUCGUUGAAUCCGCCCGAUGACAAGAAUUGGUACAUGGACACCGGAGCCACAUCUCAUAUGACCAACUCCCAAGGUACUCUCUCGUCUUAUUAUCAAUCGAGCAAAAAUAAUGGCAUUGUUGUUGGUAAUGGUAGCAUGAUUCCAAUUCGUGAUUGCGGUCAUGCUUCCCUUCAAUGUACUGACUCAGAUAGUCUGGAACCAAAAGAUAUCAAGUUUACAGCACCAAGUUUGGAAUUUUCGAGUACAAGUCCUGGAACCAAGGAAGCUCCUCUUGUCACCUACAUUAAGCUCCACGAAUGCAACAAAUUUUCGAUAGGGAUCUUCUGUUUGCCACCUUCAGGGGUAAUUCCUCUUCAUAAUCAUCCUGGCAUGACUGUGUUCAGCAAGCUACUACUUGGAACCAUGCAUGCCAAGUCAUAUGAUUGGGUGCAGAAUCGCGACCAAUUUAACCAAUCUGGUCGGCAGGAGGAAUCUGGGAUGAGGCUGGCAGAGGUUCAUGUUGACGCAGAUUUCACUGCACCAUGCAAUGCUUCAGUUCUAUUUCCCGAUUCAGGAGGCAAUAUCCACUGCUUCAAGGCUCUAACACCUUGUAUUCUACUAGAUGUUUUAGGACCACCAUACUACAAAGCUGAAGGCCGUCAUUACUAUCAAGAUUACACUUAUGACACUUUUUCUGAUGUUAAAGAAUUGAAGCUGACGGAAGAUGGAACAAGAUAUGCAUGGCUUGAAGAAAGAAAUGAGCAGUUCGUGAUGUUAGGGGGAACAUAUGACGGUCCUACAAUUAAAGUAUAAAGACCCGAUCCUUAUAUAUGUAUAUAACUCUUCUAUCUAAUUAGAUUAGCCAAAAUACCAUGCACAACAAUUGGUCUGUUUUUUUUUUUUUU